Betta splendens (Siamese fighting fish) is the source of this 3496-nucleotide messenger RNA. RefSeq names its product carbonic anhydrase XII (gene ca12). The transcript is spliced from 9 exons. The coding region runs from base 993 to 2528 and encodes 511 amino acids. The record is from RefSeq and is a predicted model, not a curated record. Gene Ontology annotation, molecular function: carbonate dehydratase activity; zinc ion binding. Gene Ontology annotation, cellular component: plasma membrane. Lineage: Eukaryota; Metazoa; Chordata; Actinopteri; Anabantiformes; Osphronemidae.
UGUAUAGUAUAUCAGGUUGCGUAAUAUGGUUUCUGUUUAUUUAGUUACAGUUUUCCAAGUGUCAUUUGAAGAACAAUGCAGUAAAAAAUCAUUUUACUCAUCCAAUGAUCUCAUGUUUACUUAACAUUUGUGUGAUCAUUUUUCUUUACAUACUGUAGAACCAUGUGUCUAUAAUCUCUGCUCUGACUGCAUCUUGGCUGUUUCCUGUUCCUGUAAUGGGUUUCUGUUCAAACGUGGAUAUGAUGCUCACCACAAGCUUAGCAGUCCAGGCUGACCUUGUGAACCCUGCACUGGGUUUCACUUAGAGAGGUUCCUCUUUGGAUGCAGCUUCAUGGAUGAAGACAGUAACCUCACAGUCAGUUGUCACCAUUUGAGGAGAUGUUUGACAGAUGAUUGAUUGGUUUAUGUUUAUUAUAAAUAUUCUAUGCAGAGACUGUGUGUGUGUCUGUUUAACAGCUCUGUUCACUGGAAAUAAAGACAGCAGCUAAAAAGGAAACAUCUCUCCAACUUACUUUGUUAGCAAAUAAAGGUUGACUACAAAUUUGAACACAACCAACAAUGAACCUCUUGUUGAAGACAACGCUGAACCUGCUUGAUAACAGUGACAUAAGUGGAGUUAUGGGCUGGGUUCAUAUUUAAUUUUAAUCGAAAAAGUAAAAAAAGUUUAACCAGCUGCACUUUACACAAGAUCGAUUUGUCACAAACAGCUUCAUCUAAAGCUGAAUACAGCUGUCACAAACUCAACACAUCCUUUUACAGUGUUCGACUAGAGCUGUAAUUAUUACGCUCGGGUCCAGUUUUGUUGAACCUAUUGUUUUGUCACAAACUCCCACAUUCACGUUCUCAUUGUUCACGAUGCGCUCCGUCCGACGGAUCACCGAUGCGCACGUGCGCGGCGCGCCGCGGCAGAUCAGAGCCUCCGCGCUCUCCGGUGGAGGUUGGUUGCGUUGCCGCUCUGACGUCAGCGCAAGCCGCAACGAGAGGCUGACAACAUGGGUAUAAAAGCCGGCAGGGAGGCCGGUGCUUGGCCGCUCCGAACACCGACGCGACGUCAGGCUGCGAGGAUGAAGAUGCGCCGUCCGAGGCUGACGUCCAGUGUUGCGCUGCAGCUGAUCUUCCUAUCUGGACUGCAGGGUGCCAUGUGGACAUACAGUGGCCCGGAGGGGCAGGACCACUGGCCCGAGCAUUACCCGUACUGCGGCGGAACCUUCCAGUCUCCAAUAGACAUCAAGUCGGAGCUGAUGCGAUUCGACCCGACUUUGCGUCCGAUCCAGGUCCAGAACUACAACCUGGCGCCCGGCGAGCAGCUCACGCUGGGAAACAACGGGCAUUCGAUACAAAUCUCGCUGCCGCACACGAUGCACAUCUCCAGCCUGCCCCAUCGCUACACCGCCGCCCAGCUCCACUUCCACUGGGGGUCCAGGGGCCGAGCCGCGGGCUCCGAGCACGUGGUCAACAGCAGGCAGUCGGCGGCCGAGAUGCAUGUGGUGCACUUUAACUCUGACCGGUAUCCCAACGUGUCCACGGCAGUGGACAAGUCCGACGGCCUGGCUGUGCUGGGGGUUCUGAUCGAGGUUGGUGAGUUUAAUCCCACCUUCGAACAUUUCCUGAAGUUCAUCAACGGGAUCAAAUACAUGGGUCAGCGGGUGCAGAUACCGGGCUUCAACGUCAGGGCGCUGCUGCCCGCGCGCUUGGACGAGUACUACCGCUACGACGGCUCCCUGACCACGCCGCCGUGCUACCCCAGCGUGCUGUGGACCGUGUUCAGGGACCGCGUCACCGUGUCCCACCAGCAGUUCCUGGCCCUGGCCACGGCCCUCUACGCCUCCAGCGCCCAGGACUCGGCCCCUCUGCCUCUGAACAACAACUACAGGAGGCUGCAGCUGCCCGACAGCCGCACCGUCCUGGUUUCUUUCAAGGAGGGCAGAGGGCCGCGCGGCGCGCCCGCCGUCGCGCCCCCGCUGGCGAGGAAGCGAGCGCUGCAGCAGCUGCUGGCCGGCGACCCGGCCGACGACGGGCCCCGCGGGCUCCAGCCCAGCGGCCCGCGGACGGCCCACGCCGGCAGGGAGAGCGACCGCGGGGACGAGGCGAGCGAGUCCCGGUCCAAACACCGGGCGCCAAACGCUCCCCAGAGCAGGCGCCCCGUGGGGCUGCCUGGAGAUGCUCUGUGCUACGUCUCGCUGGAGCGGAGGGUCUCCCAGCGGCUCAGACGCGCCCACGCUGGGGAGCAGCUGGUCCACGCCCUCAGGGACGAGGUCUUUCCCGAGCUCAACCUCAGGAGCUACCUGGACUGUAAAUCAGACCUGGCGCCGCCGACCAUCAGACGCGUCCUCCGCGGGCGGCUGACGGACGAGGAGCUGGAUCGCUCCCUGACGAAGGCCGUGAUGAGCAGGAGGAGGAGCUCCACAGCCAUCAGGAAGAGUGUGCCGGCGACUAAACACAGUCUGUCUCCCGCCGUUGUGAUCAGGAAAGCAGCCAGUCAGGCGUCUCCGCACCCUUGGCUUCUACCCAUGGAGUGGGAAGACUAGACGCUGUAGCUGAGACUCACAAUACGCCACGUCCUGCGUUCUCUCAAAUGUAUUUAUUAUUAAGUUAUUAUAUCUGAUGAAGUCUAUAAAGAGUUACACGUACGUACGUGGCAGCGCUGAGUAGACUCUCACCAUGAAAUCAGAUUAUGUAGAUCUGUGGAGGUAAACUAGGAUCUGUUUGCACACUAAGCUUUAUAUACUUAAACCUCUACAAUACACAGGUGCUUUCCAUGAACACAAGGAGCGUGUUGUAUACUGUAUGUCUAUUGUCUGCAGCGUUGCACUCGUUAUUAUUGCCUUGCACAAUAUAGAGCUGCAGCUAAACCGGAAGAAUUUGCGAGAACCUAAGAGCUUUACAUAACGUCCAUAAGUUGUGCGAUUUAGGCCGAGUACAGAAGCAAUUAGUGAACAGGGAGCAAACCCUAAAUGUAGGUAUCGCUGCUGCAUCUGCUCACGCUUCAGUAAAUACUGUAGCAGCGAAGUAACAGGAAGACGCUUAAGAAACUUAUCACAGUAAGACAUGUGUGAGACACAGAAGCACCUGUUCCACGUCUGAGGCGUCUGCUCCUAUGAAUGUUAAUUUCCCCCUCAUUUCUCUCUUUCUUGCUGCUCAGACGAGCUUCCCUGGUCGGAUUCUGGUAUGUCACAUUUGCACAGCCCUUGUUUUCCCUUUGAUGUAGAUUUGAUUUGAAGUCUUUAGCUUUACUUUAGCUUCAGGCAGCAUUGAGGUUUUCUGCUUCCAUACAGAUUUAACACAUGAGCAUGUAUGUUUGCUAACUGCAGGAAAAGAUAAUAGAUGAUGUAACAUCAAAAGCAUUUACACUUAAAACUAAUCGCCUAAACCUUUAUUAUAAUGUAGUUUGUAGUUUAGUACGUCAGAAUUAAAACCACGUCUCAACAAUGAAUGUUUAAUUCUGUUUUGUUGACUGUUUUAAUUGACUUUAAUUUCACCACACACACACACACAC